GGAGGAUCGCCUUCCACCAGCACCCGACGUAACUCGCCGCUUAGGAUCUGUCACCCCCCUGGGAAAACCCAGCAUAGGAACACCUCCUUAUUGUAGAACGGCUUCAGGCACAACAAACAGCUCGAGCACUAAUUCGGCGUCCUCUAGAAUGGACUUGUCAACAAGACACUGGUGGAUCAUUGUGACGGUUCUUUUUCUUGCCGCUGCUGCGGGUGUUGGUGUACCGAUCGCUUUAAAAAUAAGCGCCGGAGCCUCUUUGGAAGAACGCCUGGAGUUCGCCUCCAGAUUACUACAGGAAGUGCCUCUGAUUGACGGACACAACGAUCUUCCGUGGAAUAUUCGCAAGUUCUUGCAUAAUCGCCUGAAGGACUUCAAAUUCGGAGAGGAUUUGAGAAACGUGACGCCUUGGUCAAACAGCGCUUGGAGUCAUACGGAUUUGCCACGACUAAAGCAAGGGCACGUUGCGGCUCAGAGCACGCCCAGCAUCCGCUACUACGAAAAAUCUCGAUAGGACCAUAAUUUUAUAGAAUUUGAGAAAUCUCAGCAGCCUUGACCAACUGCACAAUUCCAAAGCACAAAUACCACGCAACAAGCGAUCGAUUGAAAGAAUUACUUAAAGAAACCUUAAUUACAAUUGUGACACAAAAAAUAAUUUACCUUAUCUUACAACGUCUGGACAUCCGCCGCACCCACCUGGAUUCUACCUUCAUCCUGUAUUUUUUUCUAACCUUUUUCCAUUCUUGCUUUAAUUUUCCUUCCCCCCUUAUAUCUUUUCCUAUGGUCUUUCUCUUUCUGUAAAAAUCCCAAACAUUACAU
Messenger RNA from Photinus pyralis (common eastern firefly), 816 nucleotides. RefSeq names its product putative dipeptidase NECHADRAFT_87110. Bases 149 to 511 code for a protein of 120 amino acids. The record is from RefSeq and is a predicted model, not a curated record. Gene Ontology annotation, molecular function: metallodipeptidase activity. Gene Ontology annotation, biological process: proteolysis. The transcript has 3 exons. NCBI's taxonomy places the organism in Eukaryota, Metazoa, Arthropoda, Insecta, Coleoptera, Lampyridae.